AUCAUCAUCAUCCAGCUGAAACCAUCGGCCCAUCGCUCGCCGGCCACAGCAUAAAUUCUCCUCGCACACGCACAUACGGAUUCAGUCGAUCGAUAGAUAUACGUGAUGGAGAAUGAGAGGAACAACCAGGCUCCACCCCUACCCCCAGGCUACUACCCAUCCGCGGCUGCGGAGCAACGUCAAGGCGGUGGCGGCGGCGGGAAGAAGUCGCGCCGGGGGAGCACCACCACCAGCAGGGGCGACAAGGGAUUCAUCCAAGGAUGCCUGGCGGCGCUGUGCUGCUGCUGGAUCUGCGAGAUGUGCUGCGACUAACCGCCCAAGACGUUGGUGCUACCGUGCUAGUACCUUUGAAGAGCAUACACAAUUACACAUACAGAGAGGAGAGUCGUUGCUUAAUUACAGCGUUUGUUUGUUAUUUUAGGUUUUGCGCGAGUAACCGAGAACGCGUGCGUUCGUGUGUGAUGUCCAUGUACCGUGCGCGCCACACCCAUAGUCAACUUUAAGGCGCCAAAUUAUCGGGCUACUGUUGAAGAUCCUCUAAUUAAUGAUAACAUCUGCUGUGCAAAAAUGAGAGCUUUCAUUUGCAGAGGGAGAAGUCGUGAAGGCGUAAUCAGCAGUCACUUGUGCAGAGGUAGUAGUGGUAGUGGUAUCGAGAGUUAGGUCCAUCGAUCGGUAAUCUAGUUGUGUGCAUCAUAAAGAUGCAGAUCGAGUGGGGUUAUCCUCCUCUAAAAAAGGGUUAUCUCUGAUUGCUCGUUUGGCAGCAAGAGAGAGCAUGUGUAGACAGCCCGAACUAAAUUUGUAAUUCUUCCCGGAAUUUUGCCAUGAAUAAAUGGGAACGGCUUUGUCUCGCUUCAUGCGAGACCGAAGGAGGUCUCGCCGUAAGGGCACCCUCCUGUCGCUACAAUUGGG
Triticum aestivum (bread wheat) is the source of this 909-nucleotide messenger RNA. RefSeq lists its product as uncharacterized. NCBI's taxonomy places the organism in Eukaryota, Viridiplantae, Streptophyta, Magnoliopsida, Poales, Poaceae. The transcript has 3 exons. Bases 113 to 421 code for a protein of 102 amino acids. The record is from RefSeq and is a predicted model, not a curated record.